AUGUGGCAGCCAGGCGAAGAUUGCAACUUCUGGGGCAAAGAUCUUACAGAAACCAUCAAAGCCAUGAGAAUGUAUCAUGUCGCUGAGGGCGCAACUUUCUUCCGCAUCGCGUAUGCUAUUCACAGACUCGAGGCCGGAUUCAACAUCUGCUGCGCUUGUCAAGGAUGCAAAGGUAACGCUCGCAUCAUAACGCCCGAGUUCCAGCCAGUCAACGUCUUCACUCGUAGUGGAUACCCUCGUGAUCAAGCCGAACAUGCUGUGUUCUUGGCAUCCAGCUGUUGCCAUGAGUUCACUGCUUUCCAAUGGAGACGAUCUCGCGUCGAGGAAGGAGACUUGACAUCACUUUACCUGCUCCAGCAAGCCCACUCGAACCCCAUUCUUAACCAGUUCACUCAACUCAAGGCUGGUAUCACCACUCGAGAUCUCGAUCUGGAGUAUGAUGCCAUGUUGGAGUUGGAGAGACAACGCCAGGCCUUUGACGCCGAACAGAAAAAGUUCCUUGAUGAGUCCCGAAAGCUUGAAUACAAGGAGGCAGCACUCGUCAACGCCGAGUAUGACUUACAGCGUGCACAGUCCGCUGCUCAAGCUCAGGCUCAGGCUUCAAGUCAAGCUACAAAGCCCCCUCCUGACAACAACUCUGAUCCAUCCUCUGGCCCUCAUGGUGGUCCGCCUACUGGUCCCCCUUCUUACCCCCCCUACUGGCUCGCUCGCUAUAGACACAUGGGCUUCUAA
This is a messenger RNA of Aureobasidium uvarum, 732 nucleotides long. The record is from the annotation of a GenBank genome assembly. NCBI's taxonomy places the organism in Eukaryota, Fungi, Ascomycota, Dothideomycetes, Dothideales, Saccotheciaceae.